Molecule: messenger RNA, 2052 nt
Organism: Aspergillus viridinutans
Lineage: Eukaryota; Fungi; Ascomycota; Eurotiomycetes; Eurotiales; Aspergillaceae
Product: peroxisomal copper amine oxidase
Exons: 3
Coding region: 1-2052 (683 amino acids)
Biological process (GO): amine metabolic process
Molecular function (GO): copper ion binding; primary methylamine oxidase activity; quinone binding
Source: RefSeq, a predicted model, not a curated record
AUGGUUCUUGAGCGCCUUCAGCAGCUGACCUACCAGGUCGGCGCCUCUUCACCUCCACCUCAUCCCUUUGACCCCCUGUCAACAAAAGAAAUCGACACGGCAGUUGCCAUUAUCCGCAAGGAACAUGGCAAGGUCAAUUUCAACGCAGUGACUCUGUAUGAGCCUCGGAAGGCGGAGAUGAUGGCCUGGCUCGCAGAUCCCAAGAAUGCGCCUCGACCAGCGCGUGCUGCCGAUGUCGUUGUAAUCGCGCCUGGUGGUAAGAUCUACGAUGGCAUUGUCGAUCUGGAUCAGAAGAAGAUCGUCUCGUGGAAGCAUACACCAGGUGUGCAGCCGCUUAUCACGAUGGAGGAUUUGCAGGAGGUUGAGCAUAUUGCUCGGAAGGAUCCCAAGGUUAUUGAGCAGUGUGGGAUUCUUGGGAUCCCCAAGGAGGAUAUGCACAAGGUUUACUGCGAUCCUUGGACGAUUGGCUACGAUGAGCGCUUUGGUAGCGACGUCCGUCUGCAGCAGGCGCUGAUGUACUACCGGCCCCAUGUCGAUGACUCCCAGUACACAUUUCCUCUGGAUUUUUGUCCGAUCUACAAUGCGGAGACCCAGGAGAUCAUCCACAUCGAUAUCCCACCAGUACGACGACCCAUCAGUAGGGCCCCGGCAAACAACUACCACCCAGCGGCAAUUGAGCAGGAUGGCGGCUACCGGACAGACAUUAAGCCAAUCCAUAUCACUCAGCCGGAGGGUGUGUCUUUCAAGCUGGACGGACGCACCAUCCAGUGGCAGAAUUGGAGUAUCCACGUUGGCUUCAACUACCGUGAAGGCAUUGUGCUCAAUAACAUCACUUUCAAUGACAAAGGAAAUGUUCGACCAGUCUUCUAUCGUCUCUCCUUGGCGGAAAUGGUUGUUCCAUACGGUAACCCCGAGCAUCCGCAUCAGCGCAAACACGCAUUCGAUCUAGGCGAGUACGGCGGUGGAUACAUGACCAACAGCCUGUCGCUUGGAUGUGACUGCAAGGGUGCUAUCCACUACAUGGACGCCGCCUUUGUCAACCGUGCAGGUGCCAGCACCAUCGUAAAGAACGCCAUUUGCAUUCACGAGGAAGAUGCCGGUAUACUUUUCAAGCACACCGACUUUCGGGACGACUCCAUCAUCGUCACCCGUGGACGCAAGCUGAUCAUCUCACACAUUUUCACCGCCGCCAACUACGAGUACUGCGUUUACUGGAUCUUCCACCAAGACGGUACCGUUCAGCUUGAUAUUAAACUAACUGGUAUCCUUAACACCUACGCCAUGAACCCCGGUGAGGACACCAAGGGCUGGGGUACCGAGGUCUACCCCGGCGUCAACGCCCAUAACCACCAGCACUUAUUCUGUUUGCGUAUCGACUCCAACAUUGACGGUCCAAACAACACUGUCUUCCAGGUGGACGCAGAGCGAGGCCCCGGAGAGGUCGGGAGUGCGGAGAACAAGUACGGCAACGCCUUUUACGCCAAGAAGACCAAAUUCACCACGCCACUGGAGGCCAUGUCGGAUUACAACGGCGCCACCUCCAGAACAUGGGAGAUGGCAAACACAAACAAGCUGAACCCCCAUAGCAAGAAGCCCGUCUGCUACAAGCUCGUAAGCCGGGAGGUUCCCUCACUUCUUCCCAAGGAGGGCGGGUUGGUCUGGAAGCGCGCCGGCUUUGCCAGACACGCUGUGCACGUCACCAAAUACUCCGAUGACCAGGUCCACCCUGCAGGACGCCAUGUCCCGCAGACUUCCGGUGAGCCCUCUGAAGGCCUGCCAGCAUGGAUUGAAUCAGCGGGCCCCAACUGCUCAAUUGACAACACGGAUAUUGUCCUCUGGCACACGUUCGGUCUCACUCACUUCCCGUCUCCUGAAGACUAUCCUAUCAUGCCUGCGGAGCCAAUGACGGUGCUCCUCCGCCCGCGAAACUUCUUCGCUCGCAAUCCGGCGUUGGAUGUCCCUCCUAGCUACGCCAGGACUCCUUCGCAGAUAGCCGCGGGAGCAAAUGCAUGUUCCUGCAAGAAGAGUGAUGGGUCCAGCGUCCAGGUCUGA